AUGGGGGUAGGGGGUUCAAAAUGGCUAUCAAUUCUGCUGUUGGAGCUUUCUCUUCUAAAGGCAUCUUCAGAAGUGCCAACAACAACAACCAGCUUCUCCAACAACACAAUACACGACAUUUUGCUUCGGGAUGCAAUCGACAAUACCAAUGCUAGAAAGCAGAUACGACAGAAGAGAGGACUACAUUCAUAUGAAUCCAAAAGCUCACGUGGAUCCUACACCAUGGAUUCAGCAAGCAAGAGGUUUCACACCAUCGUCGAUUCCACUAUACCGACAAAUCACGAAUACACUACCAGCAGUAUGCCGACUAAACCUGGCACACUUUGGCGGCAGAGUCUAUUGACCAAAGUAUUCAAUCAUUCACGCGAAGCGUAUGAGCUGCACUCGCAGACUAUGUUGAACUCAGAGACAGAAGUGCUCAACUCUGAGCACCACAACAGCUUCGACAGCUUCAUUUUACUAUUUAGUAGGGUUCCGCUGCCUGAUGGAUCUGGAAAGGAUUUUGGUUAUAGCUACAUCUCGCCAAAUUCACCACGAGGAUCAGAAAAGGCGAAGGGGGGGAAAGGAAUCGGGGAAUCCUAUUACAAGGGAAAGUCAAGCUCGAGCAAGUCGUCAAAGAAGCAAUCCAAGCGUUCUGUCGAUCCUUUAUUUAUGUAUAGGCAGGCACCGGUACAAGCUUAUGAUUUCUACCCAAUUCGCCCCGUCCAUUACCUCUUCUCUGCAAGCCCUCCCCAGCCUGCACCAUCAUUGUUUUCGGGACCUCCAUUGACUCAAGGACCCAGUGGACCGGGAAGGCCUACCAUGAGGCCGUCCACACCGCCCCCGACUGUCCAGAAUCCAAGUCCUAGUCCGGUCCAGAAUCCCAGUCCUAGUCCGAUCCAGAAUCCAAGUCCUAGUCCGAUCGAAGAGCCCAGUGCUAGACCGAGUGUAUCACUACAGCCGCCACCAAGUCCAGCUCCCAUUAUCCAAGCAUCCCAGUCACCUUCAAGAGCCACUGCAUCCAUUUCAACCUGUCAGUGGACUGUCUGUGGUGAUAUAAUGAGCAAUCGAUGCACUGGGAUUUUCUUGGAGCCUUCCAACAAUGUCCGAAUUGCAGGUAAUCCCAAUGGCGUUGAACUUGCUGUCCGCUGUUGUUCCAAUACACAGUUGCCAAACUUUAAACAGUUUGCGGAGGAACCCACGUGCCCGUUCGCUGGUUCCUCAAUCGAUGGUCAGUGUUAUAAAGAAGUAGUCUACCAAGAGGCAGUGGGACUAUGUUCCAGUAUUGGGGCGCGGCUCUGCACCAAGGCCGAAAUGGAGCUUCGUUGUACGUUUGGGAGUGGUUGUGACUUCAACAACUUGCAGAUUUGGACGAGCACCUCUGGAGUUUUUGGAUAUUUCGAAGACAGCGAAAAUUCGUUCAAAGUUGUGACAGCGGGAGCAGCAGAUACCGAGAUCCAAACGACUUUUCCGUGUCGAGGUGGUCAGACUGCUGCAACUAGUAUUGGAAUGCUAACAUUCGAUGAGAAUGCAUGCACCGCUGAAUGCCGCUUCCGCAUUCCUUAUACCCAGUAUCGAAGAUAUUGCACCGAGAAUCCAGAAGGAGCCUUCUCCUUUACCAUUCCAGGUCCUUUUACUGCAGGCUUUGAAUUGUACAUCGGGAACGCCGCAAGCAGCUGGGACUUGCCGUGCGAAGUACAACUAUCAGUUUCAAACAUUGAAAGCAAUAAUGUUUGGAAUUGA
This is a messenger RNA of Cylindrotheca closterium, 1722 nucleotides long. NCBI's taxonomy places the organism in Eukaryota, Bacillariophyta, Bacillariophyceae, Bacillariales, Bacillariaceae. The record is from the annotation of a GenBank genome assembly.